Molecule: messenger RNA, 1519 nt
Organism: Balaenoptera acutorostrata (minke whale)
Lineage: Eukaryota; Metazoa; Chordata; Mammalia; Artiodactyla; Balaenopteridae
Gene: METTL1
Product: methyltransferase 1, tRNA methylguanosine
Exons: 6
Coding region: 19-777 (252 amino acids)
Biological process (GO): tRNA methylation; RNA (guanine-N7)-methylation
Cellular component (GO): tRNA methyltransferase complex
Molecular function (GO): tRNA (guanine(46)-N7)-methyltransferase activity
Source: RefSeq, a predicted model, not a curated record
AAACCCGGGCUGGGGAUCAUGGCGGGAACGGAGACUGGGGACGCCGCAGCAGGAGCCGAGGCCCCUCAGCCUCAGAAGCGCUACUAUCGGCAGCGGGCUCACUCCAACCCCAUGGCGGACCAUACGCUGCGCUACCCUGUGAAGCCAGAGGACAUGGAUUGGUCUGAGCUAUACCCAGAGUUCUUUGCUCCACUGACUCAAAAUCAGAGCCACGAUGACCCAAAGGAUAAGAAAGAAAAGAGAGCUGAAGCCCAAGUGGAGUUUGCAGACAUAGGCUGUGGCUAUGGCGGCCUGUUAGUGGAACUGUCACCGCUGUUCCCAGACACGCUGAUUCUGGGUCUGGAGAUCCGGGUGAAAGUCUCAGAUUAUGUGCAAGACCGGAUUCGGGCCCUACGAGCGGCUCCUGGAGGUGGUUUCCAGAACAUCGCCUGUCUCCGUAGCAAUGCCAUGAAACACCUUCCUAACUUCUUCCGCAAGGGCCAGCGGACAAAGCACAAGUGGCGAAUCAUCAGUCCCACACUGCUGGCAGAAUAUGCCUACGUGCUGAGAGUUGGGGGGCUGGUAUAUACCAUAACUGAUGUGCUGGAGCUACAUGACUGGAUGUGCACCCAUUUUGAAGGGCACCCCCUGUUUGAGCGUGUGCCUCUGGAGGAGCUGAGUGAAGAUCCCAUUGUGGGACAUCUGGGCACCUCGACCGAGGAGGGAAAGAAAGUUCUACGCAAUGGAGGAAAGAAUUUCCCAGCCAUCUUCCGAAGAAUACAGGAUCCCACCCUCUAGGCAGUGACCCCCAAUCCUACCCUUCCUGAUCACUGACUUUGCCUUUGCUGACUUUGCCUUAGUUGGACCCCAUCUUCCAAGGACUGGAAAGAAGACUGGGCCCUUGGACCUUCCCAGCUGAGCCUGCUAGGGCUGAGCGGCAACAGUCUCUCAAAGAAGUUGAGGAACUGCCCAGGGCAGAACCCUGGAGUUCAUGACCAUCCCUGACUCCUCUCACCUUCUUACCCUUCCAGUGGCAGCAGAAAGCAAAAGCAGCUGACUGGGAAGGUCAAAAGGCCUUGGACCAGAAGGGAUCUUUGGAAGGGAGUGGAGUCUUGCUCUCCCUUAGCAGUCCCUUCUCCUGGGAUUUCUCCUUCUCAGCUGGAGUGAAGAACGCAGUUCUCCACUGUCCAUCUAAACUGCCUGCUAAGCUCAAAUCAACUGCCCACUCGUGUUUACUUUGCAGUUCAGGGGGUAACGUGUAUGUGUGCACAUCCCAUGCUGCUGUUUCUCAGGAAAGGCUAGAGUGUGUAUCACUCCUGUCCUCUCCCUGCCUAAGACUUGACCUGUGGAAUCUGUGUUCCAUUUGUUGUUGCUGUCUCUGGAGAUCCUGGGAGGGUGUGGUGGUGGAGACCCUCUCCUUCAUGUUGACCUUUGCUUUGAUUCCAGAACUUCAGAGCUGACUUGCUGACACAGAGCAUGCCAGGGCCGGGGGCACGGGAGUGAGGAGCAGACAGGUGAACUGGGGAGGAUUCUGAGGCUA